UCUUCUUUUUUUUUCCUUUUUGCUGUGCGAGCGUGUAUAAUAAUGGCCGUUACGUUCUUUCGAACUCGCUGGUUGUGACUCCAUUGGUCGUCAGAUCUCUCUUCAGCGAACCGCCGCCGCCCUCGCCGUCUCCGGGGUCUCGUCUCGAGCUUGCCAUGGAGGACCAGAGCCCCAAGCCUAUCCGUUGCAAAGCGGCGGUGUGCAGAGGUCCCGGCGAGCCGCUCACCAUCGAGGAGAUCGUCGUCGAUCCCCCGAAAGCGUACGAGGUCCGCGUCAAGAUCAUCUGCACCUCGCUCUGCCACACCGACAUCACCUUCUGGCGCACCGAGUUUGCGACAGCUUUUCCAAGAAUCUUAGGCCACGAAGCCUACGGGGUGGUGGAGAGCGUGGGGGAGUAUGUGGAGGGCAUCGCCGCUGGCGACGCGGUGGUGCCGACGUUCAUGGGGCAAUGCGACACCUGCCUGGGCUGUGCGUCCGAGCACAACAACCUCUGCACCACAGUGCCGUUCAUCUUUGGCCCCUGGAUGCGGCGCGACGGCACCACCCGAUUCUGGGAUGCCCAGGGAAACCCCCUGCACGAUCUGGUGUCCGUGUCCAGCUUCAGCGAGUACACCGUCGUGGAUGUCACCCAGGCCGUCAAAAUCGACCCCGCUGUGCCGCCCAAGAUCGCCUGCCUCCUCGGUUGCGGAGCCAGCACCGGGGUAGGAGCUGCAUGGAAGGUGGCCAAGGUGGAACCAGGCUCAUCGGUAGCCAUCUUUGGGCUGGGGUCUGUUGGGUUAGCGGUGGCGCAAGGUGCGAAAAUGUGUGGAGCAUCCAUGAUUAUCGGCGUUGACAUGAACCCUGCCAAAGAGGAAGUUGGGAAAUCGUUUGGCGUGACGCAUUUCAUCAAUCCGUCGCAGCUGGGCAACAGUUCAGUCACUGAGGAGAUAGCGAAGCUGACAGGCGGUGGCGCCGACUACAGCUUCGAGUGCAUCGGCGUGUCGUCGGUGAUGACUGAUGCCUUCACAAGCACCAAGCCGGGCAAGGGCAAGACGGUCAUCCUGGGCGUGGAGAAGCACAACGGGCCAGUCUCGCUGCCGUCCCUCGACCUCCUGUCCGGCAAGUGCGUCAUGGGCUGCUACUUCGGCGGGCUGAAACCCAAGACCGACGUCCCGAUCCUCGCCCAGAAAUGCAUGAACAAGGAGUUGGAGCUGGACGGCCUGGUCACACAUGAAGUCGGCCUGCAGGAGAUCAACAAGGCCUUCGACCUGCUCCUGCAGGGGAAGAGCCUCAGGUGCAUCAUAUGGAUGGACAAGUGAAGUGAUGCGACGGCGGCCGCUGAUCGAGUUUGCAAUAUAUUUCUGAAUAAAAACAGUAGAGUAUGUUUCAAUUUGCAUGCCCUACUGAUGUGCUGUUCUCGAGGCCGCGUAUUAUGUCAUUGUCAUUUUUAAGGGGGAAAAAGUAGUGGCGAGCUCAAGAGCUGCAAUUGGGUAACGCCCUGUUUGUGUAUUAUGUGGUGUAUCCAUGUGCAUUUGUUCUAAACAUUUUGCAUUUAUGCUAUUUCAUAUAGCCAAAAAAAACCAUGGAAAAAAUGAGAUUGGUUUUUA
Molecule: messenger RNA, 1586 nt
Organism: Panicum virgatum (switchgrass)
Lineage: Eukaryota; Viridiplantae; Streptophyta; Magnoliopsida; Poales; Poaceae
Product: alcohol dehydrogenase-like 2
Exons: 10
Coding region: 156-1298 (380 amino acids)
Biological process (GO): formaldehyde catabolic process
Cellular component (GO): cytosol
Molecular function (GO): S-(hydroxymethyl)glutathione dehydrogenase [NAD(P)+] activity; zinc ion binding
Source: RefSeq, a predicted model, not a curated record